UAAGCCUUGUCUGCUCUUCAUGCUUCUAUCUUUACCGUUGACUUUGUCCAUUAAUAGAAUUGCGCUAAAAACUAAACAUGUGAAGGACGUUUAUUCGCUGGUGAAGCGGCCUUUCCUAUCCAUGGGCUGGUCCAUAUUUACGGCUGUGGCAAUCAACUUACUGCCUUGCGUCAGCUUGCAGUUUUAUAGUUAUGUGCAUAAAACAGAGCAAAGGAAAUUCGAGACCUUAAUAGAGACUGCUGCGGCGCGAAUCAGCACCGUCUUUUUAGAGGUUUCGACCCUCCUUCGCGAACAUCACCUCUUAUCUUAUAACUUGACCUCGGCCGAGUCGGACGAUGUUUUUCAGACGGAAUGCUUUUCUACAGUGGCUGUUAAGACUAAAGAACUGAGUGAAAAUGCUUUUAAAGCUCUUGCUGUAUUUAACGGGCUGGAUCCAUUAAUCUUGCAGAGAAGGCUCAGUCUCUCAACCUCCUUAAGCCGAGCACAACACCUCGAGAACUUUCAAAGAAGUUUUUUCUUGAUUCUGCGCCUCUUACUUAAUCUCGUCGAAGCGCUCUCCAACCCUCAAACAUGGUUCUUUUUCGAUGGCUGCGUCGGAGAGAUCAGCGACCUUCUACUUCACUGCUCUCAGUCGGUGGAGCAGAUUUCCUUCAGCAGGUCUCACGACGGGAACUCUUCGCUCGAUGCAGAGAUUGAGAACCUCUUGAGUAGCAAAUGCAAGUUUGUUAAUACCAAGACUGCCCUGAAUUUGCUACUGAAUGGCAAUGUAGUAAAGGAAAACAAUUUUUCCUCCACGUGGUUUGCGGUUCAGUUGACUGAGGUAGUCAAGGAGUGCAGUCGCUGUCCUUGUUUUUUUCAAGAGUUUCUUCACGGUGAAAAGCUGAGUUUAGCGAAGCAAGUUAAAAUUCUGACUGCGGAUUUACUAUAUUCCUAUCCACAAAAUUUUCAUAUAAGGAAUUUUGUGAGUAGUCCUACAAGGACGAGCCUCCUUUUAAGCCAGCAAGACAGUUUUCUUGCGGUUACGGCAAAUUUUUUCCGAAACACUUUUCUUUUUCUCAGCCGUCCGGAAGCGACGUUUGCUAUUAAGUCCUCGCUGGCGGUGUCACUUUUCCACCUUCCUUGUUAUCUGCGAACCGCCGGUGCGAUCGCUCUGAAUGAGUGGCGGUGGUAUUGGGUCUCCGUCACCACUCUCGUUCUGCUGACGUCUCCCAUCGUUGGCUCGGGCAUUAGAAGAGCGGGCCACCGUUUAGCCGGCACGCUUCUGGGGGGCCUCUCAGCGGCUGUUGUUUUAACCAUAACCAACAACGCUAUCGCUUUUGGUUUUGUUCUUUUCUUGACGCUUUUUCUGUGCAUCCAUAUCAAACUGCACACGACGUUCAGUUACUGCGGUAUCAUUUGGGCCCUCACGUUCGCAUUGGUGAGCUACAACCACUUUAUGGAAAUUUUGCCUGUAUGGACGGCCUUUUACCGCCGCGUCACUCUAGUAAUAGUAGGGAUUAUUGGCUCUGUACUCGUUAACAUUCUCUUCUGGCCAUAUGUCGCCAGAAUAAAAGUAAGACUGCAUUUAGGAGACUUGUUAAGGCAGAUCUCCAUGUCAUAUUUGAGAGCCAUGGACGGCUUGCUAGUUAAAGCUACAAGUAUUGACCCGCAAACUCUAGAUAAGAGCUUGAACAAGGACUUUAAAAGUUUUCGGAGAUCUCUGCUAUAUGAAAAAAUGCUAUUAAGUUUUGCGAAGAACGAGUUUUCCUUGCUUCACGGCACUUUUAAUGAGAAAAAAUAUUCUAAUAUUAUAAACUGCGUGGAAAAAUUAGUUGACGAAAUAGAGCUAUUCAAGAUGUUUUUAAAAAACAUGGAUUUCGGUCAGGACGAGGAUGUGAAAAGUCUAUUGAAAGUCAACUCUGACUUACGUGCAAAUGUGGUUGCCAAUUUCGUCUCUGUCAUGCACGUCUUGGCUUCAGCCAUCACGCGGACGAUGCCUCUGCCAAAUUUCAUUGGUCAACCGCCGCUCGAAUUGCGUCACCACCCAGUCUUGUCUGCUAUAAAGGGACGCAUGUGUAUUGUUAACCCCUUUUGGCUCACCACGCCAACUUAAGUGUAUCACUGUAGCAGAUUGCGGCCAGCACCGCCAAUGAAAGUCUAUGUUGCGUAUCACUUUAUACGUGUUAUUACGCACAUUCCUUGAAAGUGUCCCAAGCCAUCGCCAACUUAGCGGCCAGCGUUCGCUCGUUGGUAGGGACGUUUCCACCCACGGAAACGACCGCAAGCAAUUGUUUAGCCUGAAAUAAACCUCGACGCUUGCCCUUACUUGCUAAACUCUUGCAAACACAAAUUUGACGUACAUAACAAAGAAGUGGACGAGCACGUAAGGAUAUUUUUACAACUCAUUAAGACAUCUCCGAAUCUCAAUUUCUUUCUU
This is a messenger RNA of Zophobas morio, 2416 nucleotides long. RefSeq lists its product as uncharacterized. The transcript is spliced from 20 exons. The record is from RefSeq and is a predicted model, not a curated record. NCBI's taxonomy places the organism in Eukaryota, Metazoa, Arthropoda, Insecta, Coleoptera, Tenebrionidae. Gene Ontology annotation, biological process: malate transport. The coding region runs from base 20 to 2092 and encodes 690 amino acids.